UGCAUAACAUAAUAAAGAGGUAGGGAACAUCAAGCCUCACUAUAGAUGCAGCAAAACUCCAGCAAACAUUGUGCGAAGGUUCUAGGUUAAACCCGACUGAUCUACAUCAAAUCCUCACCAUGUACAUUAAAUUUUGCAAUUUCGGGCCUUAUGCGGAUGCGAAAGUGUUCGCGGAAUCGAAGGAGGAAGUGACCACAGAUGUUUACAGGAGAGUUCGUCUGUACAAGAGGAUUUCCGCUGUUUUCAUCAUUCUCUCUUUGCUCUUGCUGGCUGUGGUUCUUGCUCUGGCUAUGAAGUUAUAUGGAGUUCAGUCCAUCCAGAAUUGUCCAGAGAUCGAUGAUGCUGAAGAAUUGAACUGUAGCCACCAACUAUGCCAGACCUUGUACCCCCCAAUACAGACUGAACAAAACCAGGCCUCAGUAACUGAAGUUCAGUCCAGCGAGAAGUGUCCAGAUCUUGUUGCUGAAUUGAAGAAAAAGCAAAAUUACUCCCCAGACCCAGCAAGGUGUCAGUGCUCUGAGUGCAGGAAGGGCUGGGUGAAGUUCGAGAACUCCUGCUACUUCAUUUCUAGGGAGCGUCUAAGAUGGCAGGAGAGCAGGGAAGUUUGUCAGAAACAGGGUGGAGACCUGGUUGUCAUCAACAAUGAACGUGUGCAGAAGUUUCUCACUGAGAACUGGAGAAUGCUGUACUGGAUUGGGCUCAAAAAUUCAAACGAACAGAAGCAAUGGAUGUGGAUUAACAAUACUGCACCAACCCAGACCUACUGGUCCUAUGGCCAGCCAAAUCCAGACUCUCAUGGCUUCUGUGCACUGCUAAAUGGAGGGAUGUCAUAUAUGAACAACUGGCAUUCAAACCCCUGUGAGGUGUAUUCGCAUUUCAUCUGCCAACAGGGUUAAAAGUGGCGAAUGUCGACCAUAACCAUCACAUACAUCUGCAACAUCUGCCUUUAAUGUCAGAAAUUUCCUCUUUUGUGUGUCUUGUAAAGUAUACAGCAACAAAUACAGAAUUAGUACAUGAAACAAUCCUGUUCUGUGAUGCACAAUCAAGUAGAUACUUUGACGUAGAUACUAUGUAUUUUCCAUGAUUGAUAAAAUGAGACAUGCUAAGUGUACGUGUUGAAGCUGACUUUGCUGAUUUUAACUGUAAAUCUUAGUCAUUUUAAUUGCACUUUGACAAAUGCCUUUUGCACUAAUUUCAAAGACAUUAUUCUUACUAAAACUUGCAGAACGUAUUAUAAAACUUAAUGUAUAACUAUAAGUAGCAGCUUUUAAAAUGUGUUGUGAGAUGCCAUUGAGCAUAUGCAGUGAAUAAGUAGAGAUGUCUUUACAGUGGUUCAAUUCAAAAUCCUACUGCAUUCUGUCCUUACUAAUGCACCCUUUCAUAUGCAACCCACACAGUUUCAGUCAUGUGAUAUUUGACAUCAAUAAAAUAAUCAAAUGAU
Hemibagrus wyckioides is the source of this 1441-nucleotide messenger RNA. RefSeq names its product C-type lectin domain family 4 member M-like. NCBI's taxonomy places the organism in Eukaryota, Metazoa, Chordata, Actinopteri, Siluriformes, Bagridae. The record is from RefSeq and is a predicted model, not a curated record. The coding region runs from base 120 to 896 and encodes 258 amino acids. The transcript has 7 exons.